AGUGGGAAGCGGCCCGGGAUCUGGGUCGAGCCUGCCUGGCCGUCCCGACUCGCCGCUGCCCUCGCGGCCUAGCUUGAGUCUGGGUGCCGGGCACGGCCAGGACCCUUCCCUGGGGACGCCCGCCCGGGCUGCCGUGGACUGGGGUGGCCAGGGUGCGGCCUGGAUCCCCGCGUGGCAAGCAGGGCGAGUGACGGGAGGGCUGCCCGUAGCGCCCAUGUUCCAGGGCUGUGGUGGGUGGAUGGGGCACCCAGCCGCCGCAGCCGCGAGCUCACAGGGUGCACUGACCCCGUUGGGGGCUGGGGUGCCCACCCCGCAAGCUAUCACUGAGCGACUUCCGGUCUGUGAGCCCUGUCCUCCGCACCCCACCUUUCCGCCGCCUAGAGCCUCCGCGCCCUCCUGGGCCCAUCGGAACUUGGCACAGGCUCACCCCACUUUGCGUAGGAACUCCGGAUCCUUCCAUGGGGUCCUCCUUCCAGAUAGGAACCCCACUUCCUGCCAGGGUGGAGAGGAUGGGGUCCUUGAAGGCCAGCUGAGGGCCCUGACUUCGAGUCAGAGGUCAGGGGUCAGCAGCAGAAGAGUGGAUUCGUGCUGAGUCAUUGACCAUGGACCCCUGGCCCCAACAUGGCCCGUCGCUCCCAGAGUUCCUCGCAAGGGGACAACCCACUGGCACCCGGGUACCUGCCGCCUCACUACAAAGAGUACUACCGCCUGGCGGUGGAUGCACUGGCCGAGGGUGGCUCGGAGGCCUACAGCCGCUUCCUGGCAACUGAGGGGGCACCAGACUUCCUGUGCCCUGAAGAGCUGGAACAUGUGAGCCGACACCUUCGGCCUCCACAGUAUGUUACCCGAGAGCCACCCGAAGGCAGCCUUCUCGACGUGGACAUGGAUGGCUCCUCAGGUACAUACUGGCCAGUGAACUCAGACCAGGCUGUGCCUGAGCUUGACCUGGGCUGGCCUCUGACCUUCGGCUUCCAGGGCACCGAGGUGACCACCUUGGUGCAGCCACCGCCCCCCGACAGCCCCAGCAUCAAGGAUGAGGCCCGCAGGAUGAUCCGUUCCGCCCAGCAGGUGGUGGCCGUGGUGAUGGACAUGUUCACUGAUGUGGACCUGCUCAGCGAAGUGCUGGAGGCCGCCGCCCGUCGGGUCCCAGUCUACAUCCUGCUGGAUGAGAUGAACGCGCAGCACUUCCUGGAUAUGGCCGACAAGUGUCGUGUCAACCUGCAUCACGUGGAUUUCCUGCGGGUACGGACUGUGGCGGGUCCCACCUACUACUGCCGCACUGGGAAGUCCUUCAAGGGCCACGUCAAGGAGAAGUUCCUGCUGGUGGACUGUGCCGUGGUGAUGAGUGGGAGCUACAGCUUCAUGUGGUCCUUUGAGAAGAUCCACCGCAGCCUGGCACACGUGUUCCAAGGAGAGCUGGUCUCCAGUUUCGAUGAGGAGUUCCGCAUCCUCUUCGCGCAGUCCGAGCCGCUUGUGCCCUCGGCCGCGGCCCUGGCCCGCAUGGAUGCCUAUGCCCUGGCUCCGUAUGCCGGGGCCGGGCCCCUUGUGGGCGUCCCUGGGGUCGGGGCGCCAACCCCUUUCUCCUUCCCGAAACGAGCGCACCUCCUGUUCCCGCCACCCCGGGAAGAGGGCCUGGGCUUCCCCUCCUUCCUCGACCCGGACCGCCACUUCCUGUCGGCCUUCCGCCGGGAGGAGCCUCCGCGGAUGCCGGGGGGCGCGCUGGAGCCGCACGCGGGCCUGCGGCCGCUCUCGCGGCGCCUGGAGGCCGAGGCCGGGCCGGCUGGGGAGCUCGCGGGCGCCCGGGGCUUCUUCCAGGCGCGGCACCUGGAGAUGGACGCCUUCAAGCGGCACAGCUUCGCCACCGAGGGCGCAGGCGCCGUGGAGAACUUCGCGGCCGCGCGGCAGGUGUCGCGGCAGACGUUCCUCAGCCAUGGCGACGACUUCCGCUUCCAGACCAGCCACUUCCACCGCGACCAGCUCUACCAGCAGCAGUACCAGUGGGACCCGCAGCUCGCGCCGGCGCGCCCGCAGGGCCUGUUUGAGAAGCUUCGCGGGGGCCGCGCGGGUUUCGCGGACCCAGAUGACUUCACCUUGGGCGCCGGGCCCCGCUUCCCGGAGCUCGGACCCGACGGGCACCAGCGGCUGGACUACGUGCCGUCCAGCGCGUCCCGCGAGGUGCGCCACGGCUCGGACCCCGCCUUUGGGCCCGGACCCCGCGGCCUGGAGCCCAGCGGGGCCCCGCGCCCCAACCUGACCCAGCGCUUCCCAUGCCAGGCCGCGGCGAGGCCCGGCCCAGACUCCACUCCCGAGGCGGAGCCGGAGCGCAGGGGCGGGCCCGAGGGGCGGGCCGGGCUGCGGCGUUGGCGCCUGGCCUCCUACUUGAGCGGAUGCCAUGGCGAGGAUGGGGGCGACGACGGCCUGCCGGCGCCCAUGGAAACGGAGGCUUACGAAGACGACGUGUUGCCUCCCGGGGGCCGGGCAGCUGCCGGCGACCUGCUCCCCUCGGCCUUCCGCGUCCCUGCAGCCUUCCCCACGAAGGUCCCGGUGCCAGGCUCGGGCAGCGGCGGCGGCAACGGCCCAGAGCGCGAGGGCCCGGAGGAGCCCGGCCUGGCCAAGCAGGACUCAUUCCGCUCGCGCCUGAACCCCUUGGUCCAGCGCAGCUCCAGGCUGCGCUCCUCGCUCAUCUUCAGCACGUCACAGGCUGAGGGUACGGCCGGGACUGCGGCAGCCACAGAGAAGGUGCAGCUGCUGCACAAGGAGCAGACGGUCAGCGAGACGCUGGGGCCCGGCGGAGAGGCCGUGCGCUCCGCGGCUUCCACCAAGGUGGCGGAGCUGCUGGAGAAGUACAAAGGCCCAGCCCGUGAUUCCGGCGGCGGCGUGGGCGCCAUCACCGUUGCCAACCACAGCAAGACUGUCGUGUCCCAGGCAUGGCGGGAAGAGGUGGCGGCCCCAGGUGGCGUGGGUGGCGAGCGCCGCAGCCUCGAGAGCUGCCUCCUGGACCUGCGCGACUCCUUUGCGCAGCAACUGCACCAGGAGGCGGAGCGGCAGCCGGGAGCCGCCUCCCUCACCGCGGCGCAGCUGCUCGACACGCUGGGCCGGAGCGGCUCCGACCGCCUGCCAUCCCGCUUCCUCUCUGCCCAGGGCCGCGCAACCUCCCCGGAAGGGCUGGACAGCCCUCUGCCCUUGGAAGGGCCCGGGGCGCACCAGGUGCUCCAUAAUGAGCCAAAAGGGAGCCCCACCUCGGCUUACCCUGAGCGGAAGGGGAGCCCCACGCCCGGGUUUUCCACUCGAAGAGGAAGUCCAACUACAGGAUUUAUUGAGCAGAAGGGGAGCCCCACCUCAGCCUACCCCGAGCGCAGGAGCAGUCCGGUGCCACCUGUACCGGAGCGCAGGGGCAGUCCCGUGCCCCCCGUGCCAGAGCGCAGGGGGAGUCCGGUGCCUCCCGUGCCGGAGCGCAGGGGCAGCCUCACUCUUACCUUCUCCGGGGAGUCCCCGAAGGCCGGGCCCGUGGAGGAGGGGCCGAGCGGCCCCAUGGAAGUCCUGCGCAAAGGUUCCCUGCGCCUUAGGCAGCUGCUGAGCCCCAAGGGCGAGCGGCGCAUGGAGGAUGAGGGUGGCUUCCCAGUGCCGCAGGAGAACGGGCAACCUGAGAGCCCGCGGCGGCCGUCACUGGGCCGGGGUGACAGCACAGAGGCUGCCACAGGAGAUGAGCGGGGCCCGCGGGCGCGCCUGACUUCAGCCACGGCCAAUGCCUUGUACAGCAGCAACCUUCGGGAUGACACGAAGGUCAUUCUGGAGCAGAUCAGCGCCCACGGCCAGAAGCACCGUGCAGUCCCUGCCCCGGGCCCUGGCCCGGCCCACAGCAGCCCCGAGCUAGGCCGUCCACCGGCUGCUGGCGGCCUGGCCCCGGAUAUGUCCGACAAGGACAAGUGUUCAGCCAUUUUCCGCUCGGACAGCCUGGGGACCCAGGGCCGGCUGAGCCGCACGCUGCCAGCCAGCGCGGAGGAGCGUGAUCGGCUGCUGCGCCGCAUGGAGAGCAUGCGCAAGGAGAAGCGCGUGUACAGCCGCUUUGAGGUCUUCUGCAAGAAAGAGGAGGCCAGCGGCCCUGGGGCAGGGGAAGGCCCCGCGGAGGAGGGCACCAGGGACAGCAAGGUGGGCAAGUUCGUGCCCAAGAUCCUGGGCACGUUCAAAGGCAAGAAGUGAGUCUCCUGGCAUCGCUGCCACGGUCACCCAGAGCCCCCACGGAACAGAGAGCCCUGCGCAUGUGUUUUGAGCAGAGGCUGUCAGGCCACGGCCACUUGGGGCUUGGCUGAGUGCGCCAGACCUCAGCUCCACUGGAGGCUCACCUGGCAGCUGCUGUCUCUGCCCCUGGCCUCCACAACGCCGGGGCUCCAGCCCCUUGCCACCAGUGCCUUUCUCCCCUCAGCACCUUCUCUCUUCAGCACCUUCUCUGCACCGUCAGCCUUGCGUGGUGCAGCAUCUGGCUCCGCCAUCUCUGUGCCUCAGUCCCGCCCCACCUUUUUUUUUUUUUUUUUUUUUUUUGAGACCCAGGGCUGGAAUGCAGUUGAGUGGUCUCGGCUCGUUGCCUCCUGGGUUCCUGCGAUUCUCCUGCCUCAGCCUCC
This is a messenger RNA of Chlorocebus sabaeus (green monkey), 4619 nucleotides long. The record is from RefSeq and is a predicted model, not a curated record. Lineage: Eukaryota; Metazoa; Chordata; Mammalia; Primates; Cercopithecidae.